GUAAGCACCAGUGGAGGGAGCUCCACCUAGGAUGGUCAGUGUGUGUGUGACCAAUGAGCACUUCUGAGAGACAAGACAGUCAUUUCCUCUCAGUUGCCUGCAUCUCUUCUUGAGGCUUUAAAAAGCACAGCCUGGGUGACAGGGGGGAUCUUCAGGCAUCCGUUGUUGGUCACCACAGAACCCCAGGACAUGGACCUCGUAUAUAACAACAGCAUUGACGACAUAUAUGGUCACUAUGAUGGAACCCUAAAUCCAGAGACACCUGUGGAUGGCAUUCCCACUCCGGAGAGGCCACCUGGGGAUAUUGCAGCCAUGAUUAUCUACGUGGCCGUGUUCUUGGUGGGAGUUCCCGGGAAUGCUCUGGUGGUGUGGGUGACAGCCUUUGAGUCCAGACGUACCAUCAACGCCAUCUGGUUUCUGAAUCUGGCGGUGGCCGACCUCCUCUCGUGCUUGGCACUGCCUAUCCUGUUCACAUCCGUUCUAAAGUAUAACUAUUGGCCCUUCGGCGCCGAGGCCUGUAUAAUCCUGCCAUCGCUCAUCCUGCUCAACAUGUACGCCAGUAUCCUGCUGCUGGCUACCAUUAGUGCCGACCGUUUCCUGCUGGUGUUCAAACCCAUCUGGUGUCAGAAGUUCCGCGGGACUGGACUGGCAUGGAUGGCCUGCGGAAUGGCCUGGGUCUUUGCAUUGCUCCUCAGCAUCCCAUCCUUUGUGUUCCGGGAGCUAUAUAAGGACCCCUACUCAGAUCACAUUAAAUGUGGUGCUAACUAUGGUAAGGGCGUGUUCCCCAAAGAGAAGGUUAUCGCCAUCUUGCGGCUGAUGGUGGGUUUCGUAUUGCCUCUGCUCACUCUUAGCAUCUGCUACACCUUCCUCCUGCUCCGGACCUGGAGUCGCAAGGCCACGCGCUCCACCAAGACACUCAAAGUGGUGAUCGCCGUGGUCACCUGUUUCUUUGUCUUCUGGCUGCCCUAUCAGGUAACGGGGAUGAUGAUAGCUUGGCUGACCCGGUCCUCAUCCACCUUUCAGAAGGUGGAGAGGCUGAACGCCUUGUGCGUGUCCCUGGCCUAUAUCAACUGCUGUGUUAAUCCUAUCAUCUAUGUCAUGGCUGGCCAGGGUUUCCACGGACGACUCCGAAGGUCACUCCCCAGCAUCAUACGAAAUGCUCUCUCUGAGGACUCCUUGGGCAGGGACAGCAAGACUUUCACUCGGUCCACGAUGGACACCUCAACCCAGAAGAGUCAGGCAGUGUAGAGGAGAUGCCACAACUGGCCUAGCUGCUCCUUUUCCAGCCCUCCUCCCCCUCCCUUUCCUUCUUCCUCUUCCUGCCCCUUCUCCUUCUUCCUUUUUCUUUGCAUGUUUAGUUUUAUGCGAUUCUCUUUGAAGUUACCCUGAUUAGCCUUGAGCCCAGGAUCCUCGGGAAUGCUGAGAUUAUAGGUAUAAAUUCCUUUGAAGAGAAACAUCACAUUAAGAUAUUACUCGG
Messenger RNA from Arvicanthis niloticus (Nile rat), 1477 nucleotides. The record is from RefSeq and is a predicted model, not a curated record. Lineage: Eukaryota; Metazoa; Chordata; Mammalia; Rodentia; Muridae.